Molecule: messenger RNA, 1353 nt
Organism: Leptosia nina
Lineage: Eukaryota; Metazoa; Arthropoda; Insecta; Lepidoptera; Pieridae
Source: the annotation of a GenBank genome assembly
AUGGCCGGCAAUGGUGGCGAGACAACGUGGUGUUUCAGUCAGGUCAAAGGUACCCUCGAAGAUGACGUGACAGAGGCGGAUCUCAUCUCCUGCGUCGAGUUCAACCACGAUGGAGAGCUGCUAGCCACCGGCGACAAGGGCGGACGAGUUGUGAUAUUUCAAAGAGACCCCGCGUCAAAGCAAUGCGUACCCAAGAAGGGGGAGUACAACGUGUACUCGACGUUCCAGUCGCACGAGCCGGAGUUCGACUACCUCAAGUCGCUGGAGAUCGAGGAGAAGAUCAACAAGAUCCGAUGGCUCAAGCGGAAGAACCAGGCGCACUUUCUGUUAUCCACUAACGAUAAGACUAUCAAAUUAUGGAAGGUGUCAGAGAGAGACAAGCGAGUAACAGGCUACAACACGCGCGAAGAGGGCGGAAGGCCGCGGGACCCGUCUCGAGUCACGCAGCUGCGCGUACCCACGGUGCGACCGGCUGACCUCAUGGUCGAAGCAUCGCCCAGACGGAUAUUCGCAAACGCACACACAUACCACAUAAACUCGAUCUCGCUAAACUCGGACCAGGAGACGUACCUGUCUGCGGACGACCUCCGCAUCAACCUCUGGCACCUGGAGAUCACCGACCAGAGCUUCAACAUUGUGGAUAUCAAGCCGGCUAACAUGGAAGAGCUUACCGAGGUGAUAACGGCUGCAGAGUUCCACCCGACUGAAUGCAAUCUCUUUGUAUAUUCUAGUAGUAAGGGUACAAUAAGGCUGUGCGACAUGCGCGCAGCGGCGCUUUGCGAUAGGCACGCGAAGCUCUUCGAGGAGCCGGAGGACCCUCAUGCGAGGUCCUUCUUCUCCGAGAUCAUAUCUUCUAUCAGCGACGUGAAGCUGAGCAACUCUGGCAGAUAUAUGAUGUCCAGGGAUUAUUUAGGUUUAAAAGUUUGGGAUUUUAGAAUGGAAACGAAACCUGUAGAAACAUAUUCAGUGCACGAGUACCUGAGAGCGAAGUUGUGCUCCUUGUACGAGAACGACUGCAUCUUCGACAAGUUCGAGUGCUGUUGGAGCGGCGACGAUCAGAGGCUCAUGACUGGUUCAUAUAACGGAUUCUUUAGGAUAUUCGAGCGUAGCGGGGGCGGCAACGGACGCCGCGGCGAGUUAACGCUAGAGGCGUCUCGCGAGGCAGCCGCGCGCCCGAGGCAACCGCUCAGAGCGAGGCGGGUUGCAACCACCGCUAAGAGGAAGAAGGACGAAAUAAGCGUAGAGAGCCUCGACUUCAACAAGAAGAUUCUGCACACGGCGUGGCAUCCGCACGAGAGCGUCAUUGCGGUGGCAGCCACCAACAACCUCUUCAUCUUCCAGGAUAAGUUCUAG